This is a messenger RNA of Athalia rosae (coleseed sawfly), 822 nucleotides long. It is a transcript of the gene Sld5, whose product is annotated as DNA replication complex GINS protein SLD5. Gene Ontology annotation, cellular component: GINS complex. The transcript has a single exon. Gene Ontology annotation, biological process: double-strand break repair via break-induced replication; DNA-templated DNA replication. The record is from RefSeq and is a predicted model, not a curated record. NCBI's taxonomy places the organism in Eukaryota, Metazoa, Arthropoda, Insecta, Hymenoptera, Athaliidae. The coding region runs from base 1 to 663 and encodes 220 amino acids.
AUGGAGUCAGAAGCACGGCCAGAACCGCAAAGUACAGCCGAUCUAUCCGAUUCUAGCGAUGGUGAAGGAAUAACCGCUGCACGAGUACUACAGGAAAUAGAAAAUGCUUGGUUGAACGAAAAGUUUGCUCCAGAGAUCCUUCCACACCAAUCCGACUUUGUUGAUUGCAUGUUACAGCAAAUAUCUCACAUGGAAGAUAACAUGCAGAAGUUAAAAAAGACCGACUUAAGAUUCACUGUGCACAAGAUGGAAAUAGACCGGAUAAGAUUUGUCAUCGCAAGCUACCUCAGGACUAGGUUAGAAAAGAUUGAACAGUUUGCGAUAAGCAUUUUGUCAGACGAAGCAAAGCGGCCUCCAGAUGAAGGAUACUUGACACCAGGUGAACUGAAGUUUGCUAAGGAAUACGUUGCUAAUAUCGAGACACUAUUCACAUCCAUUGCGCUUCAAUACAUGCCUAGACAAUUCCAAGCCUUUGAUACUAAACAAUUGAUGCUGAAACCGAACUUAUUAGCCCAUGUAUUCCUUAGAGUAAAUAGAGACGUUAAAGGUAUCGCCCUCCCUGGAACAAACGAGAUAAUUGACCUUGACGCCGGUACACAACAUAUACUUCCAUACCAACCAAUUGCUAGUUUAUUGAAAGAAGGGGCUGUACGCUUGAUAUGAUAUUUCCAAUGGUAGAAAUCUUUGUAUAAAUUGUAUGUUGUUUCAACAUUUGUCAGGCUCAUUAGUUAAAUAUAUUCCAAGGAUUUACAAACCAUAUGAUUUUUUCAUGAUAUUUGUGUUCUAGGUAAAUAUAAAAUACAUAACAAAAGUAAUACACUA